Fulvia fulva is the source of this 2097-nucleotide messenger RNA. RefSeq lists its product as uncharacterized. The record is from RefSeq and is a predicted model, not a curated record. NCBI's taxonomy places the organism in Eukaryota, Fungi, Ascomycota, Dothideomycetes, Mycosphaerellales, Mycosphaerellaceae. The coding region runs from base 1 to 2097 and encodes 698 amino acids. The transcript is spliced from 3 exons.
AUGACACGACGACUCGCCGCCUUCGCAAUACUAUCGACCGCUCUUUCACACGUCCGUGCCGCUUUCGACAUUGGCUACGGCGAUGACUCGGACCUGACGAACUUUGUCACGCGCCCUGAGAUCAAAGUCCCUGUCUUCGAAGUACAGGUCUACAAACCAGAGCAGGUCACGCCGGGCUACUGGUUUGUCGCUGCGUACGCCUUCAUCUCGCAACAAAGCCACGCUGGCAAUUAUUAUCAGCCGUGCCAGAGUGGACCGACAAUUUACGAUGGCGAGGGUAACCUCGUUUGGAGCGGAGCUUGUGCAAAGAAGAACCAGAACACCUGCGACUUUCGUGCCUGGAAUUUUAAUGGGACGAAUUAUCUGUCAGCUAUCUUCACGCCGUACAAUGGCAACAACGAUACCCAAGGCCAUGGCGUCUUCAUGGACAACUCGUAUAAUGAGUUGUACGAGGUCCAUAACCCUGUCACUAUCGACAACUUCAACAUGCACGAGCUGAACAUUGUGGACGGAGGUACCCGGGCAAUCAAUAUUUUGUUCAACCCUGUCAAGUUGGAGCUCAAGGAGCUAAACCAACCUGGCGCAGGGUGGGUUGCAGACAUAGGUUUCCGAGAGACGGACCUGACCACUGGCGAGACGACGUUUGAAUGGUGGGCUGCGCAGGGUGGACAUGUCAGCCUUGCCGAGAGCAAGAGGCCGACAGAGAACCUGGGCCGGCAGUACCCGGCUUCAUGGAACUGGUUUCACGGCAAUGCCGUGGAGAAGAACGAGGAGGGAGACUACCUCCUAUCAGCCCGAUAUCUCGACACGAUCUUCAAAAUCUCCGGCAAGACUGGCAAAAUCCUCUGGCGUCUCGGAGGCUACAACACCUCCUUCGAUCAAGACUUCGUCUUCAGCCGACAGCACGAUUCGCGCUGGCUCCACAGCGGCAAGGACAAAGAGAUCGUCUCCUUCCUAAACAACGCUGCCGAUGACCAGAGCACCGACGAAAGCAAUGGCAUGGUAUCCCGGACCUCUUCAGCCAUGAUCGUCGAGCUCGACCACACCAAGUCACCCCCCACAGCUCGCAUCCUACGUAACAUCCUCCGUCCCGACGGCCUCCUGUCUCGCCUGCGAGGUAACCAUCAAGUCCAAUCCAACGGUAACUCCUUCGUCUGCUGGAGUGAGAAUGCAUACAUCUCAGAACAUGCCCCGGAUGGUGAGCUCCUCAUGGAAGCGGCAUGGCGCAGCAGACGCUUCGUGACCUACCGCGGAUACAAAUUCAACUUCACCGCCGUGCCGAAGGAAGCCAUUGCUGCUAAAGGUUUCACGUACGGCACCUCCGCGGCCAAAGCUACGACUGUGGUCUAUGUAAGCUGGAACGGCGCGACCGAAGUCGAAACUUGGCGCUUCAAGGCCCCGCCUGGACCACAUGGGUCGCACAAGGCAGAGACGCUAGGGACUAAGAACAAGACGGGCUUCGAGACGCAGUUCCAGGUUGAUGGGUUCCACCACACCGUUUUCGUCGAGGGUAUUGCUGCUAAUGGAAGCGUUUUGGGUACGAGUGGCCGUAUCAUUAUCACGCCUCCUGUUGAGUGGGAGAAUGUGCCACAAGAUGUGUUGGUCGAUACGGCUGAGAAAGAUGAUCCCAAGUUCAAAUCACGUUUUGGCACUGGUAAGACUAGACACCAUUUCCAAUUGAAUCAUUCCGUCCAUGACGCGGCCACGACCAAUUCCGACUCCGAUGCCGACACCGACGAUAAUAUCCAAGAUGAUCUGAAUGAAACUCAGCAUACCAAGCAUGAAGGGGCCAUGACACCUUCAGGCGACAUCAAGAUCAAAGGUACGCAAGGCACGCAAGGCACGAAAGCUACCACCGAACCGAAAGAACCAACCAUCACAACCCUCAAAUCCAAAGCCCAAGAAUUCCUAGCCCAUCCUACUGGCAGCCAGCUUAUGAUCUGGCUACUGGGUGCUAAUGGACUCCUCGUGGGGACGGUGUUGGCGUUUCGGAGGCCGGGGUAUUAUAGGCGGUCGAGUUCGAAGUUGGGGAGGAGGAUAAGGAGGGCGUGGAGUCCGAGUAGUAGGGAUGAGAAGAGGGUGGGGGAGGCGGAGUGA